Solea senegalensis (Senegalese sole) is the source of this 2213-nucleotide messenger RNA. Its product is annotated as C5a anaphylatoxin chemotactic receptor 1. Bases 135 to 1214 code for a protein of 359 amino acids. NCBI's taxonomy places the organism in Eukaryota, Metazoa, Chordata, Actinopteri, Pleuronectiformes, Soleidae. Gene Ontology annotation, biological process: inflammatory response; complement receptor mediated signaling pathway; positive regulation of cytosolic calcium ion concentration. Gene Ontology annotation, cellular component: plasma membrane. The transcript has 3 exons. Gene Ontology annotation, molecular function: complement component C5a receptor activity; G protein-coupled receptor activity. The record is from RefSeq and is a predicted model, not a curated record.
AGGGAGGGAGGUAGAGAGAGUGAAAUUGCUCUUUUAACUGCCUGUCGUCACACCUUUUUUCUUUUAUUUCCUGCACUGUUUCUCCGAGCAGAGUGAAAAUAAAGGAGCUCGUCUGAAAGGUUGAUAGCAGCUCCAUGGCUAACAUGAAUGGGACACAGUUUCCCGCUCAUGCAGUGAACCAGCCACUGACCAACGCCACCGGCCGCUUUUGGCAGGUGGAGCCCAUCAGCCAGGGCGUCCAAAUUGCUGCAACUCUGAUCAUCUUCCUGGUGGGCAUACCUCUGAAUGGCCUGGUGGUUUGGGCUCUUGGAUUUCACGGCCGUCGACACCUGGUGCACAGAGGUGCCAAUGGUUCGAAGCAUGCCGCCAGCAGUUUCCGCAUAUAUGUCCUGAACCUGGCCCUGGCUGACCUGGUGCUGCUUGUGCGUACCCCUCUCAUGCUGGGCUACCUCGCUAACGGAAACAGUUGGCCGUUUAGUCACGGCUUCUGCCGUCUGAUCAUGUUCCUGCGGGGCCUGGGGUUGUACGCCUCCGCCUUCCUCCUCUGUGCCGUGGCCUUGGAACGAUGCCUGUGCCUGCUGAAGCCCAUGUGGGCUCGACUGCAACGGCCACCCUGGGCUGUUCCUCUGGCGUGUGGCAUCUUGUGGCUGCUAGCUGCCAUCCUGUCUGCCCCAUACUUGCACACCGCCGAGCUUUUUGAAAUUAACAAGGCUUACCAGUGCCUGGAGAGUGGGAAGUUUAACAUGGGCCUGUUUGUAACAGAAACGGUGGCAGGUUUCAUCGUGCCGCUGCUGGUGUUCGUUGGAAGUAACAUUGCCGUUUUACUCACCAUUCAGCAAGUAGUGCCUCCAACGCCCACCUCCUCCACUGCUUCCACCUCGCGCAGGAUGGUCAGGAUGUACCAUGUGCUCUUUUUCACCAUGCUUUUUUUCCUCACCUGCUGGGUGCCCUAUUUUUUUUGCCGUUUCCUACGAGUCUUGGUUGAGGGACGACCUGACUGGACCAAACUGUACACUGGAGCAUUAUAUGGCACGUACAUAUCACUGUAUCUGGUGUACAUCAAGAGUGCACUAAAUCCUGUGCUGUAUGUGUUUGCUGCCAGAGGCUUAGGCCGCGCCAUCAGAGACUCACUUGUCUCCACUAUUGAACGACUUUUCAACGAUGAAUCCUCAGAGUCCAUACGAAGAAAAUCACUUAAGAACUCACAGAUUUGACCAGGAGUUUAAAGUUUUAGAGACAAAAAUAUGACACUCCAUUGCGAUUGAUGUAAAUAUUUCAUGGAAAUAUUUUUAUAAAAAUGGAUGGACGUCUUGCUGAGACCAAGAGCCACUGGACGUCUUACUUUGUAGUCUGUUGCUACACAGCCAUUGGGCACAGAUGGCCACACCCCACCUGCCAAGUAAAUGAUACUGUUCGCAGUCGAAAAACGCAAGCCUGACUUUAGGGCUUUAUCCUUCCAAACCGAACCAUACCAUGACUGAAACACAGCUUAUGAGUGCUGUGUUCAUAUAACAAUGAAAGCCUAAUUUGUGGGGCAUGCAUUACCGCAAGGUGGCAGCAGCAGUGCAGUCCGAAUGUAGUUUUUGGGAGUGUAAAAACAUAGAGAGUACAAAAGGACAAAAAAAAAGAAAUCACACAGGAUUUCUCCACCAUCAGCUAAAAACAAGAACAUACAAGGUCAGUAAAAAAAUGAAAAAAUAAAAAAAUAUGACUGACGAUGUCAAAAAUGCUGCGUAUGUUGCUACAUGCUGAAGGCAGGGUCAUAAUUGGCAUGAAAAUGUAUUCAUGCACCAUCUUGUCGAUUAGAUUCACGGGCAGGAAACAUCCUCUACAUAGAUAAUAACCACAAUGUCACUAAUUCCAGGCCACAGAGUAACUUCUGUCACAUUAUUUCCUCUAAAAUAAAAUAAAAAAUGUUUAUUUGCAUGUUCUCAUCCUGGUUCUAAAUUUGUUUAGUCAAACAUGAUAUUUCCGCUGAUAUAAUCGGUCCUUAUCUACAUAUCUGGCACUACCAGCACCUACUGAAUAACAUGUUGAAUGACUCUAAGCUCUUACACGACUAAGUCAUCGGAAUGUAAAUAUGUUGCACUGUAAAUUAACUGCAUCUAAGACUCCUCCUUAUUUAUGAAAAGAUGAUUGCAUUAUUUUUUUUGUACAUAAAAGCAGAGCUAUCUUUCGUGUUCUUUUGAAAUGGAAAUAAACUCAUAAGAUCA